Messenger RNA from Trachemys scripta elegans, 2128 nucleotides. It is a transcript of the gene OPRD1, whose product is annotated as opioid receptor delta 1. The coding region runs from base 221 to 1339 and encodes 372 amino acids. Gene Ontology annotation, biological process: G protein-coupled opioid receptor signaling pathway; neuropeptide signaling pathway. Gene Ontology annotation, molecular function: neuropeptide binding; G protein-coupled enkephalin receptor activity. The record is from RefSeq and is a predicted model, not a curated record. NCBI's taxonomy places the organism in Eukaryota, Metazoa, Chordata, Testudines, Emydidae. The transcript is spliced from 3 exons. Gene Ontology annotation, cellular component: membrane; neuron projection.
GGAGGAGGCGCAGGAGAGCGGGGAUCGGCUCCCCCCACCAGCCGGAGCCCGAGCCAGGCUCCUGGUCCGUGGCAGCCGGUUCGAGGGGAGCCGCCGCGCCCAGAGGAGCCCGGGAGUCGGAUGCACUUGAGGGGACGCGGGGGGGCCAGGCAGCAAACACGACCCCCGCCCCCUUCCGCGGGACCAAGCGGAAAGUCUCGCCCCGCUUUGCACCGGCGCCAUGGAGCUGUCCACACUGCCCGGUGCUGGAGCCGACUCCGAAUUCUUCUUCAACAGCAGCCGCCUGCGCGACUCGCCCUGGGGUCCCUUCCCCAACGAGAGCUUCAACCACACGGGGCCGCCCGGGGCCAAGGACCCCACCUCCAUCAUCAUCGCCAUCGCCAUCACCGCCCUCUACUCCGUGGUGUGCGUGGUGGGGCUGCUGGGGAACAUCCUGGUCAUGUACGGCAUCGUCAGAUACACCAAGAUGAAAACGGCCACCAACAUUUACAUCUUCAACCUGGCCCUCGCAGACGCCCUGGCGACGAGCACGCUGCCCUUCCAGAGUGCCAAAUACCUGAUGGAGACCUGGCCCUUCGGGGAGCUGCUCUGCAAGGUGGUCCUUUCCAUCGACUACUACAACAUGUUCACCAGCAUCUUCACACUGACCAUGAUGAGUGUGGAUCGCUACAUUGCCGUCUGCCACCCGGUCAAGGCCCUGGACUUCCGCACCCCAGCCAAAGCCAAGAUCAUCAACGUCUGCAUCUGGGUCCUCUCCUCUGUGAUUGGCGUGCCCAUCAUGGUCAUGGCUGUGACCAAGUCAAAAGAUGGGACCGUGCUCUGCAUGCUCCAGUUCCCCGACCCCGCCAUGUACUGGGACACGGUGACCAAGAUCUGCGUGUUCAUCUUCGCCUUCCUGGUGCCCAUCCUGGUCAUCACCAUCUGCUACGGGCUCAUGAUUCUCCGCCUCAAGAGCGUCCGCCUCCUCUCGGGCUCCAAGGAGAAGGACCGCAAUCUGCGUCGCAUCACCCGCAUGGUGCUGGUCGUGGUAGCGGCUUUCAUCAUCUGCUGGACGCCCAUCCACAUCUUCGUCAUCGUCUGGACGCUGGUGGACAUAGACAAGAAGAACCCCUAUGUGGUGGCCAGCUUACACUUCUGCAUCGCCCUGGGUUACACCAACAGCAGCCUCAACCCUGUCCUCUACGCCUUCCUGGACGAGAACUUCAAGAGGUGUUUCCGUGAGUUCUGCCUGCCCUUCCGGUCCCAGAUGGAGCAGAACAGCUUCUCCCGAGCGAGGACCACCACCCGGGAGCGCGUCUCCACCUGCACCCCUUCCGAAGCCCUCAACAAGCCGGCAUGACUAGGCAUGGACAGCCACCGGCGGGGUUCCCGUAGCCGCAGAGGGGAGGAACUGCUCUCGGAGGUGACUCAGGUCACCACCACGGAAUUCUAGUGGAGGUGACUGGAGGCGAGCGGGCAGGGGUGGGGGGCUCAUCAAGGACUCUUUCAAAAAAAUAUAUUUGCAAAUGCUUGAUUUUCCAUGAAGACACCCGGGGGAUGGGGAAUUGGGCAGAGGAGUCACAAAGCAACAGAUUCCUGGCUGAACAUUUCUAAGAACUGCAGAAAAAACAAACUGCGGCAUCGGAUGGGGAAUGAGGAGGAACCACAGGCUACAAACACGUCAUCAGACGACCACCAAACCUGCACCACAAGGCAGCCUGGAGACGGACGGCUCUGGAGCCCCGCCCCGCCAUCACCAUGGCACCCCCACCCCGCCAUCAGGAAGGGCAAGAUGGGGGAACCUGCCGCUGCUUUCAUGGGGGUGGGGCCGCUUCUUUAGCUCUCAGCUGAUGUAAAAGCCCAGGCGCCCUUCGAACCCCGGUCGGCACGAUGCAAACUGCAAAGCUGCAACCCUGUGAAGUCUUGUGCUGUUGAAGCGUUGGGUUUGGUUCCCCUGACACCAGCAGGUGGCGACGGUGGAGAGACACCUCAGCCAGCUGUGAGCAAGUCGCGCAUCAUGCUCUGGGACCCAGGCCAGGGAGAACUGGGGUUCUCCAACAGCCCAAGGACUCUGGGGAGGAGCCCUGCGCUUUUUUUGUGCCCGUUCUGACCUUGUACAUGGCAGACAGCAGCGCAUCCUGCUGGCCCU